GCUGUCCGCCCCGCGAGCAGCCGUACGAGGCGGGCGGCAGGAAGGGCGCGGCGGCGGCGGCGGCGGCGCCGGGCGGGCCCUGCAGAGACCUCUGGGAGAUGUUUGCCUUGAAGAAAUGCAUCGGGGAGCUGGCAAGAGAUGAGGAAACACAAAACUGAAAUCAGUUUCAAGGAAAUCUUAGGGCAGAUGAUUUACACGGCGACGGAAGUAGAAGGAGGAUCCCUGGGGAAAGCAAACACUUGAGACUUCAAGGUGGGAUGCCUUCGGUGGCACAUUUCUCCACUGGCCAUCUGAUCCAGGAGGUGCCCGCUUCCUAAGCACAGAUCAAAGACAAAAGGUUCUUGAGUCACCAUGGAUAUAAUGAGGGAUGCAAAGCCAUGGAAGCUGCCCCCCGCGCUGGACAAGUACAAGAGCACCUAUCGGAAGGACUUCGGCUGGCACGACGAUUAUCACUCACCCACCCAGGCACACGUACCGAAACCUUCAUUCCCUCCUGUUCCAGAAGUAUCCAAGUGCUACCUGCCAGAGUGCUACUCCUCUGACCUGACACCAGGACGGGUGGGGAAACUGGAGAUUCUCGCUGAGCCUAUGCACGACCUGUCUUGUUGCCCGUCCAUUCCUCCUCUGUCAGCUAGAACUGAAGAGGCGUUGGUGCCGAAGGAACUGCCGUCCACGGGCUUGGUCACCUACCAGCAAUUUGCCCAGGAUUUGUACCUGGAAGGGCUGCACAAUGCUGAUAAAUACAAAACCAAGAACCGGAGCUCAUCUGUUUUAAUGAGAGACUACUCUGACCUCGAGUGGAAAAGUGUCUACAAGCAAGAUUUUGAGCCCUGGAAAGGAGUCCGUGGUGCGCUUUACACAGAGGAGAUAAGGCCUUCUCCCGUUUUCCCUGAAGAUAACCGCUUCAAUGAGAGCCGCUGGGUUUCUGAAUACGCAGACAGCUACAGCAUCUUCCUGAAGAGGCUGGACUGGUCAUCUCCCAUCUCUGCACAAUGGCUGCCCUUUGGGAAGGAUGCACGAUGGACACCGCGAUGGAGAGAGUCCACUCACUGAGUGGUGCUAGGGUGGCUGUGCUCUUUGGCCUUCCAAGCUGCCUAUGUGAGACCCUGAAAGCCUUGGAAAACUCAUCUCUACCAAACCUACCACCAUGUCUAUCAGAUGUGAAAAUUUGCCAAAGACC
This is a messenger RNA of Poecile atricapillus (Black-capped chickadee), 1180 nucleotides long. RefSeq lists its product as uncharacterized. NCBI's taxonomy places the organism in Eukaryota, Metazoa, Chordata, Aves, Passeriformes, Paridae. The record is from RefSeq and is a predicted model, not a curated record. The transcript has 10 exons. Bases 352 to 1053 code for a protein of 233 amino acids.